Molecule: messenger RNA, 1586 nt
Organism: Coccinella septempunctata (seven-spotted ladybird)
Lineage: Eukaryota; Metazoa; Arthropoda; Insecta; Coleoptera; Coccinellidae
Exons: 2
Coding region: 155-1429 (424 amino acids)
Biological process (GO): DNA integration; DNA recombination
Molecular function (GO): DNA binding
Source: RefSeq, a predicted model, not a curated record
UCACUUGUGAUGUAUGAGUCAUUAACGACUGCUUCAUCAAACUUAAUGGUUCCAACAAAAGAUAGAGGUAUCUACGGUUACAAUCAAUUCAACUUUUCCCGACUGUUCUGUGAAUUUACGGAGAUAUUGCUAUAAUAAUAGUUGUGAUUGUGAAAUGUCAACAAGUGCUGAAUCGAAGUUUACGAGUGCUGAAAUGGAUGCAGACGAGAUGCCUUGCACACUUCCAGAAAUUCAAGAAUCAGCCAUGGAUAUCAAAGAGGAAAUCUUUGAGGAUACAGAUGAUAGGUCUUGUACAUCUCCAGAAAUUCAAGAAACAUCCUUGAGUUCGUUACCCGAAGCAUCGAGAAAGUCUUAUUUAUGUGUGUAUGAAAACUUCAUACAGUGGAAAAUGGCUAGAAACACCGAAUCUCUCUCGGAAUCUGUUUUGCUCGUAUACUUCACUGAAUUAGCCUCAAAAUAUAAACCUUCGACCUUGUGGACAACCUAUUCAAUGCUGAGAAGUACAAUCCAUUUGAAUCAUGGAAUCAACAUAGAAAGAUAUUUCAAAUUAAGAGCAUUUUUGAAAAGCAAAUCUAAAGGUUUUCGCCCAAAAAAAGCAAGUACAUUUUCCACAGAAAAUAUCAACGAAUUCCUUACGGAAGCAUCGGAUCAAAAAUUUCUUGCAACAAAGGUUGCACUGAUAAUGGGCGUAGUGGGUGCUUGCCGCGCCAACGAAAUGUAUGAGAUGAAAAUGACCCAUUUGAAAGAUCUCGGUUCGGCAUUCUUGGUGAAAGUGCCAACGACGAAAACAAAAGUUUCCCGCGAAUUCACAAUCACAGAUAAUUAUUAUGAAAUUUGCAAGAAAUACAUCAGCCUGCGUCCGCGCGAUGUUAUAUCCAACGUUCUUUUCUUGAACUUCCAAAACGGAAAAUGUACGAAUCAAAGGAUCGGUAUAAACAAAUUCACCAAAAUGGGAAAACAAAUAGCCGAGUAUCUUAAAUUGCCGCAUCCAGAGAGAUUCUCCGGUCUCAGUUUUCGCAGAUCUACCUCGACUAUAUUGGUGAAUGCUGGCGGGGUUAUAACGUCCUUGAAGAGGACCAGUGGAUGGAAAUCCACGACGGAAGCAGAAGGCUAUAUUGAUGAGCCGUUUGAGAAUAAAAUCGAAACUGACGAGAAAAUCUCCAUCUCUGUACAGAAUCCCAUAGGUGAAAAUAAUGAAAUCAUAUCUACAAACUCAUCUUCUUGUAAUAUUAACACAGGCUCAUCUUCAUGUAAAAUAAACUCGGGCCCAUCUUCAUAUAAUAUAAACACAGACUCAUCUUCUUCAUGUAAUAUAAACACAAACUCAUCUUCAUGUAAUAUAAACAUCACCUCAAGUUCAAAUUCAGUGCCUGUGAUCAAUAUUGAAAAUUGUGUAAAUACUAAUAUUACAAUUAAUAUCAAUAAAUAGUAUAUAUCUAUAUAUAGCAUGAACUAACUCAAAAAUUUAAUUAAUUCUAAUUAAGUGUUUUGUGCAAUGUCAAAUUAACGUAUAAUUUGAUUUGAAAUGUCAGAAGUUGUUUGGAACUAUUUAAUAUAAUAAAUAAUUAUAAUUAUUUUAGAAAUAA